Messenger RNA from Etheostoma spectabile (orangethroat darter), 5081 nucleotides. RefSeq names its product VGF nerve growth factor inducible (gene vgf). Lineage: Eukaryota; Metazoa; Chordata; Actinopteri; Perciformes; Percidae. Gene Ontology annotation, molecular function: neuropeptide hormone activity. Bases 313 to 2463 code for a protein of 716 amino acids. The transcript has 2 exons. The record is from RefSeq and is a predicted model, not a curated record.
GACAUCAGAACGGACAGGCGGCAGCGGAAUCCCGGGAGAGGAGCGCGAAAAGAAAUCAGCAACAAAACAACAAGUGACGACUCCUAGGCUAACAUUAGACACCAACUCACACACAGCAACCAAAACAACAAAAACAACAAAAACAAGAAGAAGAAGCGCACGGUGCAGGCAGCGGGCUCUGUGCAUGACACUUUCAGCCGCUUUGAGUGUGACGUGUCGAGGCAGGGGAAACUGGAAUCCCCUGCUCACUCUGCAACUGCAAGUAUUUCUGAUCGCUCUCACUGCUCACAGCCGACCGUGUUCUGAGUGACCAUGAUUGGGUACCACAAUGCCUCAAGUGCCCUUACCCUCCUAGUUCUCCUGACAGGGGUGUCCCUCCUCCACCUGUCCACCCCCAAUCCCAUCAAUGCCCCUGGAGAUGUCAAUUACCCACACAGAGAUACUCCUCCUACAAAGGAUCCGGAGACAGGAUCAAUACAGAAAGAAGAGGCAGAGGAAGAAGAGGAGCUGUUUAAGGAUGUGGAUCCCAAAACACUAGCGGCCGUUUUACUUGAGGCACUGAAUCACUCGUGGGUAGGGGAAAGGAGGGAGGGAAGGGAGCGCAACGAUGAGAUGAAGGAUGGAGAAGAAAUGAAGGCUGAGACGGAGGAGGCUUCAAGAGAAGAAGCUUACAGAGGAGUGAGAACGAUGGAGAUGGAAGGAGCAAACAGAGACAGAGAUGGCCGACAGGAGCUGGAGCUGCUGAUGGCCGCGCAGGGGAAGGAGCGGGAAAGAGAGGAAGAAGAGGAGAUGAAGAGAGCUCAGGAGGAAGAGGAGAAGAUGACAGAAAAGGUGACCAGUCGUACCACGAGUCAAACAGUCCUGGUCCAAAGAGAGCGGCAACCCGCUGGUUUAGACGGAAGAGGGGACAACGGGCAGAGUGCCGCCGCCCCAAACAUACCAGGACAAGGUAGCAAUGAAGAGGAGGAGCAGCUCAGCCCCGAGGAGCUGAUGAACCUCGAGACCAUGAUGAAGGAGUUCCCUCGUUUAAACGCCGCUACUAAGAGGGACGGCGAUUCGGAGCGGAACCAGAGAGAGAGCCGAGGCUACAGCAGCUACAACGACGUCGUGCCGAUCGGCAAAGGCACCGACCUCGCCAUGACUAAGAAGAAACUGAAAUGGCAAGAGGAGACACAGAAAGGCCUGAACUUCCCAACAUUCAGGGGAGGCAACUUCAUGGACGACUUUGAUCAUAACGACAACUAUGCUGGCGGUAACGCAGUGCAACCCCAACUUCCGACAGAGCAGGAAGCGAUGGAAGAUGACGAACCCGCGGAGGAGGAAGAGGAGGUGUUGAGUCCCGAGGAAGAAGAAGCUCGGGCUAAAGUGGAGCAGGAGGAGAUGAGGAGGCAGGCGGCCGAGGCCCAGAGAGCCAAGAUGGAGGAGGAGAAGUUGGCCGACAUUGCCUCGGACAUGCUGCUGCGCUACAUGGUCAAACAGAACAACGGGAACAGGAAGUAUAGCGCGUCUCUGUCCAAUGCCGCCGAGGACAAGCGGUCCGACGAGGAACAGGAAGUGACGGAGGAGGAUGACAUCGACCCCCAGACCAUCGACAAGCUGAUUGAGAUCUCCAACAAGCUCCACCUCCCCGCCGACGACGUGGUGGACAUCAUCAGUGACGUGGAGAAGAAGAAGAAGAAAGACGUGCCGCCUGAGACGGCGUCUCGUUGGCAACGGCCUCCGACGCCACUGUCGUCUCCUUUCUUGUCGACCAAAGGUUUCUCUGCGUCGCAGACGCCAACCAGUCAAAAUGGCUUCCCCGUCUCUAAGCAACCCUCUCCAGCUGUCAAUCUCCUCAAAACAUGGUUGCAGGAGAAAUCGCAAACCAAAUCGCAGGAUCUUUGGAACAAACCUUCAAAGCCUUGGUCAGCCAGUCCAAAUCGCUGGCCCAAACCUCAGAAGCCUCUGUCAAUCAAGCAGGACCUCUGGCGCAAAUCCCCCAAGUCUGUUUGGACUGGAUACCCUUUGUACCCCUACAAAUACCCAUCCUACUACCAGAGGAAGCUGUACCCAGACUACUACCCGAUCUAUUAUCCUCCUCCACCCAGACCCAAACCCCGUUACUACAUCCCCAACAACUUCCUGGGAAAUUCCGUGGAUGACACCUACUCCUUGCCUCCCAGGCGCCGUUACCACAGCUGGGUCCAACCUCGGCUGAGACACCCCCCCGCCGGCCUCCAGCAGAGGCCGUACUACGCCAGCUACCGCUUUCAGCCACUACCCAUCCCCAAACCUCGUUCUUCCCCUCCCCGAAUGCCUGUGAUCCCUCCACAACAGAAGUUCUAUUACUCAGUCCCGGCAGCACCCGCCGUGACGAGAAAUGAAGAUUACAACUCUGCUGGAAAGCAGCCGGACAGCAGCAAGCAUGACGAUCUGGAGAAAUACAUUCAGCAGAUACUCAUGAAGGGACAAAUGUUGGAAUGAUAAGGGGAGAGGAAAGCGAGAAUAGGGGAAAUUGUAUUUAGGAGAAAUGGGCAGAAAAGUAUUUCUUCAUGAAUUUGUUUUGCUGGUAUUUGGUUUUGUUUAAUGUAACAAGUUUCUUCCUCCCGUUUUGAUUGGUUGUGAUGUGGACAUGGACAUUCAGGAAGACUUUUUAUCCAGCUGUAGACUGGAUAAAAUGUACUAUGGUUGGAAAAUGACAGAAAAGACACAGAUCUACACUCCUCUGUGAAGGAGGGGAAACUGGAUGAAUGCAUCUGUUGGAAAGCAUGAUGCGGCAAUGUUUUGUGUCAUGCUAGAACUUUUGAUCCAAACUUCCGGCAUGACAACAUUCUCCAUUGGGACAUUUGACAAUGCCAACAAAGGAGGACGCUUGAAUAUGUUGUUACCUGAUCUUUAAAAAAUACAUUUUUCAGAGUCAGAGGGUCGGAUCAAUAGUAGGCAGUGAUAGAUGCUUGGAAAUGUGUGAUGACUAUCUGUGUAAUUAUCCCAGGCAGGGGAAUUUGACAACUUUUUUCAUGAACAAUCUUUCUGAAAUUACCUCCACUAAAUGGCCCAAACUAUGUGGACGCCAAACAUUCCAGCCAUGUGAUUUAGACACAAGAGCAUUGAUGACAUCCAACCAAAGGGCCAAAAACAAACUGUUGAUGGGAGGCGGGACUCUUACUGUUAUUUAGAAUAUCAUUGUGUCCUAGAACUUUGAUAUUUCCCUUCUUUGACACUAAAGGGAAAAGCCCAAACCAGGAAAAAACGUCCCCAGACCGCAGAGCGUCUCUAUACUUUUGGCCAUAUAGUGCAUGAACUGACACAUCUAUCAUCUGUCAGUGAUGAAAUCCAAAUCACACAUAUUCUUGGAAUGACCUCAUGUCAUCAAAUACAUUUUUAUGCAGAUGCAUAAUUUUGGUGUUAUUUGUAUAAAAAUGCAGCGAAAGCAUUUCCGCAGUACAGCACCUUCUCGUUAUGUAUACUCACACAUAGCCACCAAAGCGCUUUAUGAUGAAAUAUAAGGCUCCGAAAAGCAUAUUUCAUACAAAGGGCUGUGGAAGCCACACUUACACCACUAUAAUGGCUUGGAUGACUCAUCCUUUUGCAUAACUUCAAUUACCUUGUUGCUAUGGUGCCAAACCCUGGCCGAACUCUAUAUGGCAUUCUUUUGAUGCAUUUAGAGGAGAAUACAGUGGUGGAGGCAUACUGCUCUUUUACUAAACACAUGCAUUUUAAAGGAUAAGGCUGGUGUCAUUCUCUUUUUUUAUUCUACAUCACCAAUGUAUUUAAUACUUUGUGACUUCCCUACCUUGUCUGUAGCACUCAGUUAAGUUUUAUUCAGUUUUAUAGUCAGUUUUAUUUAUGAUAUAGAAAAUCACCAACCUUAUCCUUUGAAGACACCCUCCAUGGUUUUGUUAUAGCACAAAGUGCCCCUGAAUCCAAAAGUUCCUUUCAGCUCAAUAAAGACCAUUAAGUGCCAUUGUAGUAUUCAACAUUUAGUUUUCAUUGAUCAUUAUGGACUUAAAGUUUAUUUUGAAACAUAUUCUUUUUCUUGUUUAAUUUAAAUUGUUGCACAACCAUUGAUCAUACAUUUCAUACUCUGAGCUGAAAUCGGCUGCCUUACAUGUCACUGUGACAUUGCGCUUCAUGUUUGUUUUUUUUUCAUUUGUUUUUUAUUAUUUUUAUUUUGAUACCAUUUGAUAUUAUCCAUGAGAUCAAGGCUGUAAUCACUUUUGUAAGAGAUAAUGGGAAUGAUUCUCUGGAACUGAUUCUACUGGAGAUGGGAUCAGUUUGCUCAUAUUCAGGUCAAAUUAAGUUGAAUUUCGCAAUUUUGAAAACAUGAAAGGAUUUUUAAUUGCUUGGAUUGGAUAGCAGUGUUGUAAAAAAAUGUUUUUACCACUGAGAUUUCCUCUCUUUACUUGGAUGGCUACUGAUAAUCAGUAAACAAUAAACUCUUCCUUUUCUCCCCAUUCACCUCUUUUGAAAAUGCUUCACUGGGAACAAAAGCAGAUGCUGCUCUUUGGUUUAUCUGUGUCGUUGACCUUUGUUGCAAUCGGUUGCGAAGGGAUGAGCAAAUCUCAACACCUUUGUUGCCAAGCCAAAAUAGAACCACGGCAUCACCAAUCUCACACUGAAACCAUGAGGCCAAAGGAGAGUGAACUGAAUCGAGGAGAUGGGAGUAAAAACAAAGCUUUUUGUAUUUGUUAAUGAUUCGUUGUUUUUUUUAUACGAUUAAGAAGGAUGUGGCAGAUUGAUAAAGGAACCGGGAGAAAUAAGGGGCUAUGAAGAUAUGAAGCGACAGACCAGCGGGUAAAAGUGUCUGCACGUUUAUGUAUACUUGCAUCUAAAAAUUGCUUCUUUGAAGAUGUAAAAGCAUCAAUUAAAAGAGCAUAAAAAAAAAAUAUUUAAAGAUGACAGAAACAAUGACGUCGGUGUACCUUAAAAAUCAUUGUUUGAGUCAUGUAUGCGGCAAGUGUUGUCUAUGGUAUUUCUAGAUGUACCUUGUUGUAACCAUCGUAAUAAACAUGCGUUUGCUGGAUGUAAAUAUGCGCAUGUCAAUGGCUACUUUUGCUACCCAUGAGGAAACAAUAAAGUCAACUAUUUUUAUUACAAAAAUG